Molecule: messenger RNA, 1154 nt
Organism: Bursaphelenchus xylophilus (pine wood nematode)
Lineage: Eukaryota; Metazoa; Nematoda; Chromadorea; Rhabditida; Aphelenchoididae
Source: the annotation of a GenBank genome assembly
AUGGAAGCUGAAGCAGAUCUCGGUGACAACGAGUUGAGCGCGUCGAUUAGCUGCCGCAGAAGAUCAGCUUCUGUCUCAGACGAUUACUCGGUGCAGAAGACCAACGACGAUGCCACAGAAUCAAAAUUCUCGGCUGUAAAAGUAAAUACUUUUUGAUGCGUUUAAUUGCCUUUAGGUGGGUUAUUGGUCUGAUCCUUACAUCCACCAUUUCAUUGUGAAUCCCGACAAUAUUCACAGAAGAGCGCCGGAGAUCCUGAGGGGAUAUUGGGCUCGGCAUGCUGCCUUCGAGUUGAGUUUGAAGAGAAUCUCAGAAGUAUGUUGUUGAAAACAAAGAAUAUGUGUUUUAGCUCGCCGGAGAGAAUCUGCAGAUAAUCAGUCUUGGUGCUGGCUUUGACACUUUGUACUUCCGAUUAAAAGAAAGAGGAUUCCCAUUUCGAAAAUUGGUGGAGGUCGACUUUAGCUCAGUGACCGCCAGAAAAAUUCGGACGAUUUCUAAAUCAGAUCAACUGGCUUCUGCUUUCCAGUCUCGAGGUAAUUUAGCAUAAUGGUUUAAAUAUAUCUCAAUGUUUUAGUAUCCGAAUCCCAUCACAGUGAUCUUCAUGCCGAUGACUAUAGUUUAUUGGGAGCGGAUAUCAGGCAAUCGGCAGAGUUGUGGCAGAAGCUUGAACUGGCCAAUCUGGAUCCGUCAUUACCUACAGUUGUUCUUGCCGAGUGUGUUCUUGUGUACCUUGAUGUUAAUGUCACCGAGAAUUUAGUUAGAGAAUUCUCAAAAAGGUUUAAUGAACUUGUGUUUGUUAGCUACGAACCGGUAUGUCUUUAAAUCGUUCUGAAGUUGCUUUUAGGUGAAUAUGAAUGACAAAUUCAGUUCUAUUAUGCAAAGUAAUCUCCAAGAACGAGGGAUCCAUCUUGUUGGACUUCCAGCUUGUGAGAAUCUCUUGUCUCAGAAGGCCCGAUUCCUCAACAACGGCUAUCCGGUUGCCAAUGCUUGGACUAUUCAAGAACUUUACUCUCAACAUUUCAACAAAGAUGAAGUUUCUCGGAUUGAAAAGUUGGAACUUCUCGAUGAAAGAGAGUUGUUGGCCCAGUUACUGGAACAUUACUGCCUUGUGUUGGCCGUCAAAACUAGCGGAGUUUUUGCUGGACUUGUAUUUUAA